This is a messenger RNA of Dovyalis caffra, 381 nucleotides long. NCBI's taxonomy places the organism in Eukaryota, Viridiplantae, Streptophyta, Magnoliopsida, Malpighiales, Salicaceae. The record is from the annotation of a GenBank genome assembly.
AUGUCUCUAGACACUGCUUCUGAACGUGUUUGCUAUGUUCACUGCAAUUUCUGCAACACCAUUUUAGUGGUGACCGUUCCAUGCAGUACCAGUACUAUCUUGUUUAAUACAGUGACUGUUGGGUGUGGACGUUGUGCUAAUUUGUUGUCUUUGAAUACUGGAGCUUUGCUACAGAAUGCUCAUCUUCAAAAUGUUCACGUACGAUUAAUUAAGAAGAUAAUUAGUUCUGAUCGCAUGUCAGAGGAGAUUAGAAGGAUAAAAGUAAAAAAUCCUGAGAUUAGCCAUAGAGAAGCUUUCAGCAGUGCAGCCAAGAACUGGGCUCAUCUCCCUCGCACCCGGUUUGGUUUAACACUGAUCAACGACACCAACAUGAACGCAUGA